Lasiodiplodia theobromae is the source of this 972-nucleotide messenger RNA. RefSeq names its product C6 transcription factor. The record is from RefSeq and is a predicted model, not a curated record. Bases 1 to 972 code for a protein of 323 amino acids. The transcript has 5 exons. Lineage: Eukaryota; Fungi; Ascomycota; Dothideomycetes; Botryosphaeriales; Botryosphaeriaceae.
AUGGGUCUAUUUCGCCAGGUUCGUACGAUGCAGAUUCCGGAAGACAAGCGGAGCUUGUGGAACCGUGUCUCUGUACUUCUUUUGGUAUACGAUGCAUCUGUCGCUACUGGCGUUGGCGCACCUCUAGUCAUUGCCGACGAAUCAAUUGAACAGGAGCCACGCGCUGAGCAGAAUACGUUUGCAGAGAGCGCGCUCGCCUACUCCUCAACGGAAAUCGAUUAUAUGGUCACAUCUGCGCUACUUGGACAAAUUUUGCGAAACAUCCUUAGAGUGCUGUAUUCGGCGCGGGCCGAACCGACUGACAGUGAUCUGAUUUUUAUCUCCAGCGAGCUGGAGUUCUACGACAAGAAGGUUCCACAUGUCCCUGAAUCGGCUACACAAGACACCUCGAGCAUGACAAGACAUGAACUCAUCCUCGCGCCGCUGCUUCGGCUGAAGUUCCUAUACGCUUCCCUCUUCUAUCACCGCCAGCUAGUUUUGAAGUGCGACGACCGGACGAAGCGUUCAUCCCACCAGCACCUGCUAUCGUCGACAGUAAAUGAGAUAUGCAAUGUUAUGAGCUAUCUGAACUCUCAUGCGCUCUGUCCAUUUUGUCCUGGAUGGGUAACGACCGCCGUAUUUCACACCAUCACCAUCCUCUUCAACCGACUGAACGAACCCGUCGCCGUCUCACUAUGUCCUGUGGUUGUUGACGCAAAAGCGCUCGUGGAGAUCUUGAUGGAAAGCCUUGCGGAAAUGGAGGGAACUUGGAACUUUGCCGCAUGGAUUCACAAAGUGUCGCGCGUCACUCUCACUGCAAUCGAGCAAAAGGCCCAAGAGCGAAGAAGCGAUCAUAACGUCACAUCCAUGUUUUCGAACGAUUUUCCCCUGUCAAUUGAAGAGAACAUGCCGCUUGACGACAAUUUCAUCGCGCUCUCGGGAUGGGACUCGUUGUUUCCCCUUUCGUGGGAUCCAUCUGGUGGCUGGAUUUAA